Prunus mume (Japanese apricot) is the source of this 1808-nucleotide messenger RNA. RefSeq names its product 1-aminocyclopropane-1-carboxylate oxidase homolog 1-like. The record is from RefSeq and is a predicted model, not a curated record. Lineage: Eukaryota; Viridiplantae; Streptophyta; Magnoliopsida; Rosales; Rosaceae.
GCACACAUUUCGAAUGGGGGUGCCAUGUGGGGAAGGGGGAAGUCACCACCACUGUGGUAGAACCCAUUGGCAAAAAGUCUUAAAGUUAUUAGGAUCAAACAUAGAUAUGUUAUUAAAAUUUUAUAAUCAAUAUCAUAUUUCCAUAUAGAAAGUUGAAUUGUAUAAUAUUAUCUGUCUGUACUUUGAAUUGUUAACCCAAAAUGAAUAUAUUAAUGUGAAAAAAACAACUCUGUUAAUAUAUUAUAAAGUACUUUGAAUCAUAAUAAUUUAAAUUUGGCAUUAUCCUUGGCCUAUGGUGUUCUCAAAAAUAUUGUAUCCGCUAGAACAUUAAGCUUUAGCAGCAACCAAGAUGGCAGGUACCAAUACAAAUGAGGUUCCAAUCAAUUAUGACAGAAAACGUGAACUAAGAGCUUUUGAUGACACCAAGGAAGGUGUUAAAGGCCUUGUUGAUGCUGGGAUAACUGUGGUUCCUAUAAUUUUUCAUCAACCACCAGAUCAGUACUCCACCAACAACAACUUUGAUUCAGAAGCCACCCAGUUUAGCGUUCCAGUCAUAGACCUUGAAGGCCUUGAGUUCGAUAGACCAACGAAACGCAAGGAGAUUGUUACAAAAGUUGGAGAGGCAUCAGAGACUUGGGGAUUUUUUCAAAUUGUGAAUCACGGAAUACCUAUUGAUGUUUUGGGGGAGAUAAAGGAUGGGGUACGUGGGUUUUAUGAGCAAGACACUCAAGUGAAGAAACAGUUUUAUACUCGAGAUCACUUCAAACCUGUGGUCUACAAUAGCAACUUUGAUCUACACAGAGCACCAGCGACUAAUUGGAGGGAUUCUUUUAUGUGCUACAUGGCUCCUAAUCCUACUGAGCCAGAAGACAUGCCAGAAGUAUUCAGAGACAUACUUAUUGAGUACUCCAAGCAAGUAAUGAAAUUGGGGAAGUUGUUGUUCGAGUUGCUGUCGGAGGCUCUUGGGCUAAAGCCAAGUCACUUGAAUGACAUAGAUUGUAGUUUAGGGCUUGUGCAUGUAGGCCAUUACUAUCCCUCAUGUCCCCAGCCAGAGUUAACUCUGGGGACAAGCAAGCACGCUGACAAUGACUUUAUCACAGUCCUUCUGCAAGAUCAUAUUGGCGGUCUCCAGGUUCUUCAUCAAAACAAGUGGAUUGAUGUACCUCCUGUUCCUGGGGCUCUAGUAGUUAACAUUGGAGAUCUUCUACAGCUUAUAUCAAAUGAAAGAUUCAAGAGCGUAGAGCACAGGGUACUAGCGAACCGUGUAGGUCCAAGAGUAUCGGUUGCAAGUUUCUUUAGCACAGGUAUGCUACCAUUGGGGAGACUCUAUGGACCUAUCAAAGAACUAUUAUCAGAAGACAACCCCCCAAAGUACAGGGAGACAACUAUAAGGGAAUAUAAUGCCUACUUCAUUGACAAAGGCCUUGAUGGGACCUCUGCCUUGACCCAUUUUGAGCUUUGAACCAGGAGAUAGAGGAGCAGUACAGCCCUGAACAAAUAUUUAUCAGCCUCUUCUUUAAAUUUUCGUAAAAUCUCUCUGUUGUGGUUAGAUAAUAAUGUUCAUGCAGUUGUUAAAUCAUGUUUGCCAACAAAAGUGGAUUGUUUGUACAUGCCUGAUGCAGGACAUAUGUCAAAGUAAUUAACAUAGAUAUCUGUCUCGGCCUGCUCAUUGUAAAAGUGUAUUGGGAAUAUUUGGACUUCUUUUUUAUGUCUUGUGCUCAUUGCAAAGUUAUAUUCUUUGCAAAAAUAUACACUUCUGAUCUGAAUCAUAUGUAUUUAGUCUGAUAUCCACUAGAAAUUUAAGCUUU